AUGCCGUGGGCAAGACCUCCAUCAUCAAGAGUUUUAAUUUUGUUUAUUUGUUGUUCAUCUCCUCAACCAUCUUAUAGAUACUGCGAGGGCUACUUCACGCCCAACUACAAGCUCACCAUCGGCGUAGACUUUGCUGUCAAGCAGGUGCAGUGGGACGACAAGACCACCGUGAGCUUGCAGGACGUGGCAGGUCACGAACGGUUUGGGCAGAUGACGCGAGUCUACUACAAAUACGCCAUCGCGGCCAUCAUCGUCUUUGAUCUCUCGCGGCCGGCUACGUUUGAGGCCGUGGCCAAGUGGCGGGAAGAUGUCCACAGCAAGGUGAUGCUUGCCAACGACCAGCCUAUCCCCAUCCUGCUGCUCGCUAACAAGUGCGACAUUCCCGGCGUGACGGUCGACACGGAAGCGCUUGACAAGUAUUCGCAGGACAACGGCUUCGUCGGCUGGUUCCCAAGCUCCGCAGCGAACAACACCAACAUCGACGAUGCGAUGAAGUUCAUGAUCGAGAAGGUGCUCGAGGUGGCCAAGACGAACCAGGUCCCCACUCCACAGACCGACACGCUCAGCCUCGAAGCCGAAUCCCAGUUUCUCACAGGAGAGGACGAAGUCGACGUCUACGGAAAGCCACGAAAGGAGGAGUCGUCGUGUUGCCCCAUCUAA
Messenger RNA from Acanthamoeba castellanii str. Neff, 660 nucleotides. RefSeq names its product Ras family protein. The record is from RefSeq and is a predicted model, not a curated record. Gene Ontology annotation, biological process: endosome to lysosome transport; phagosome-lysosome fusion. The coding region runs from base 1 to 660 and encodes 219 amino acids. Gene Ontology annotation, cellular component: Golgi apparatus; lysosome; late endosome. Gene Ontology annotation, molecular function: GTPase activity; GTP binding. The transcript is spliced from 9 exons. Lineage: Eukaryota; Discosea; Longamoebia; Acanthamoebidae.